Phytophthora nicotianae INRA-310 is the source of this 1152-nucleotide messenger RNA. RefSeq lists its product as hypothetical. The transcript has a single exon. The coding region runs from base 1 to 1152 and encodes 383 amino acids. NCBI's taxonomy places the organism in Eukaryota, Oomycota, Peronosporomycetes, Peronosporales, Peronosporaceae. The record is from RefSeq and is a predicted model, not a curated record.
AUGACCACAAGCUCACUCUACCCGCCGAUAGCCCAGUCUCUCCGUGACGAGGUCAUCGGCAAAGUCAUUCAGCGGUGCCAAUCUCAUCGCACUAGCAGUGGAGUUCGCCAUCUAAAUCCUGGCCCACGUCCCCGCUUAACCCCUUCAGGGCCAGAAGACACUGACGGUAUCGGACAGAACGCUAAGAGCUGUCAUGACUCCAGCUAUGUUUCUCUGAUGACCGAGGGAAAACCCCAGCAGAUGAGCAAAAUGUCGCGCAAGCGCCUUCAUUCUUCUACUACGUCUGUUGGUGCUGACGUUUCGAAUGGUACAGCUCCGCUGCCCUCGAAGAAAAAUCGCACGCAGCAUCUCCUAUCGGAUCACGACAAGUACAGAGACCUGAUCAUAGAGCUCGUGUCAAAGAGAGACCUUCGCCGAGAGAAAUGCCGCGUCAACCAGGCUCGUUACCGUAAAAGACAAGACAAAUUUCUGGCAGAUCUGGAAUUGGGCAAUCAGCAGACUCGAGCUGAGAUCCAAAAGCUGGAGAACCAGCGCCAGAGGAUUUUGUUCGCCACUCCAACGAACGAGACGGUCUGGAACAUUGCCACCGAAUAUUUCCGCCUCUUUCGACACGGAUUCGCCGCACCUGCACCAUAUUCAGGGCUGACAUCGAACGAAGCAGAGGCGGUGAUUCCUCGCCAAUCGCACAAACAGCUCGAGUUCUUACAGGCGGCCAUGUCAAUUGAUGUCGCCGACGGGACACUGCGUGGCGUCGACGCGCUGCUGGAGAACUGGAGAUUGUUUUCGUUGUAUCACAAGGGCAUCCACCUUGAGCUCGAGCGCAUUGAGAAGGAUGGAGCAUGCUCCGUGGUCGCCACUACGAAGACUUCGUUAACUAUCACUGAAAACACGAUACGCAACGUGUAUCCACACCUUUCGGUAGAUGAAUUUGGCGAUUUUGAGCUGUCUCCGCUUGCAUGCCGCUUAAUCAACCAGCGAAUUGAGAUGAAUGGCACAGUUCGUUUCAGUUGGGAUCGCUCAAGCGGCCGCGUAGUGACUUUGGAGUCAAAAGCAGACAUGUUGACACCUAUGCUCCGUCUUUUGGGAAGUCUCGAGGACGUUGCUCAUGCUUUUAACGACGCUCGAAUCACCCUCGAAGGGAAAAUGAGAUGA